UUUGGUACUUUUAACGUCGAUUAUAUCUUCCAUUUCGUUCUAUUCUUACUAUAUGACGGCAUCUAUCAACCUCCAUAAUACGAUGUUCUCUGCCAUAAUGAAAACCCAGCUCCAGUUUUUCUACACCAAUCCAACCGGCUCUAUAUUGAAUAGAUUUUCUAAAGACUUAGCAAAUGCAGACACUAAUGUACCGAAGUACUUGAUCGACUCUUUGCAGAACGGAUUGAGCGUGUUAUCAAUAUUUAUCCUCGUAGGAAUCGUCAAUCCUUGGAUGCUUCUAUGUUCCGUUUUCUUGAUAGUGCUCUUCUACUUCAUCCGAACCGUCUACUUAUCAACGUCUCGAGAACUAAAGAGACUAGAAGCUAUUAGUCGUAGCCCUGUCUACUCCCACCUCACCGAGUCUCUCCACGGCCUAGAAACCAUCCGAGUCUUCGAAAAGAACACCCAACAGAAACAAACUUUUGAACGCUUCAUUGACAACAACACUGCCGUUUUUUACUUGUAUAUCUCAAUCGCUACAACUUUCCGCUUCUGGUUGAGCCUCUUCUGCUCCUUCUAUGUCACUCUAGUCACCGCUAGCUGCUUCUGGGGCGCCAAAAUCUACGGCGGCAACCUCGGACUGAUUAUAACCCAAGCUACAAACCUCGCUGAACAGAUUAACUGGGGCAUGAUCCAGUGGAGCGAGUUCGAGAACGAAAUGACUUCCGUUGAAAGACUCAUCCAAUACAAAAACAUCGAGCCUGAGGAAGACACCGCAAAAGACAAAACAUGGCCCUCACUGACUUCCAUCGAGUUCAAGAACGUCUCUCUGCGAUACAAGGAAGACAUUCCGCCUGCACUAGACAAUCUUUCUUUCGCUAUAGCCCCGAAAGAAAAAGUCAGAAUAGUUGGAAGAACCGGGGCCGGGAAAACCUCGAUCAUUUCGGCUUUGUUCCGUCUGGUGAAGUUCGAAGGGACGAUUCUGGUAGGUGGGGUUAACAUCAAUGAUUUGUCACUGGAUAGUGUGAGGUCAAAAAUUUCUAUCAUCCCGCAAGAGCCGGUUCUGUUUUCUGGAACGGUCCGACAAAAUCUGGAUCCGUUUGGGAGGUUCACAGAUGGCGAAUUGUGGACGGUUUUGGGCGAUUUGGAACUAAAAGAGUUCGUGACGGAGUUUCCUGGGGGGCUGGAAGGUGCCAUUCUGGAAAGAGGGGCGAAUUUGAGUGUGGGACAGAGACAGUUGUUUUAUCUAGCCAGGGCUUUGCUGAGGAGGAAUGACAUUUUGGUGCUCGAUGAAGCUACAGCAAAUUUGGAUUACAAAACGGACUCGUUGGUACAGGGUACUCUUAAAAAUAAGUUGGUGGAUUGUACCGUGGUGAUUAUUGCACAUAGACUGUAUACGAUUAUGGACUGUGAUAAAGUACUGGUGAUGGAGGCCGGAAGGACUUCGGAGUUUGGGCACCCCUUCAAGCUUUUACAGAAUGAAAAAGGGGCUUUACAUGAUCUGGUUUCCAAGUUGGGGCCAAAUAUGGCGAAGCAUCUCAAGGAGAUUGCGGAAAAGAAUUAUUUUAAACGUCACGAAAGUAGUCAUUUGUGACACUAGGAAAUCCUGACAAUUAAUAAAAUAGCAACUAUUUUUUUAUACGAAAUGUACAUAUAACUUAUAAUAAAUGUGACAAAAU
Molecule: messenger RNA, 1658 nt
Organism: Zophobas morio
Lineage: Eukaryota; Metazoa; Arthropoda; Insecta; Coleoptera; Tenebrionidae
Product: probable multidrug resistance-associated protein lethal(2)03659
Exons: 4
Coding region: 53-1573 (506 amino acids)
Biological process (GO): transmembrane transport
Cellular component (GO): membrane
Molecular function (GO): ATP binding; ATP hydrolysis activity; ABC-type transporter activity
Source: RefSeq, a predicted model, not a curated record